AUGAUGAACCCUAACCCUAAUAAUAAAGGGAGUGAAGAAGGAGGAGUAAUCCAGAAGAAAAAGAGAAACCAUCCAGGAACACCAGACCCGGAAGCGGAGGUAAUAGCGCUGUCGCCCAAGACGCUAAUGGCCACAAACAGGUUCAUAUGCGAGAUAUGCAACAAAGGGUUCCAGAGGGACCAGAACCUUCAGCUGCACAGGAGGGGACACAACCUGCCAUGGAAGCUGAGGCAGAGAUCCAACAAGGGCUCCAAGAAGUACGCCGUCCAAUCCGAUUGGAAGGCUCACAGCAAGACCUGCGGCACUCGCGAGUACAAAUGUGAUUGCGGCACCCUCUUCUCCAGGAAGGAUAGCUUCAUCACCCACAGAGCUUUCUGCGAUGCUUUGGCUCUCGAGACCUCCUCCCUUCUCCUUCCCCCCUCCACUACAAAUCUCAAUUUCCACACCCAACAACCACCUCCUCCUCCUUCUCAUGCCCUCAUUCCUCCUCUUCAUUUCAAUCACUCCCCUAACUUAUCCCUAUGGCUCAACCAUCAUCAACAACACGCCACUUCCUCUCAUGAUAAUAAUAGUAAUCUUGUCGGACUCUAUCAUCACAAUGCGUCUUCUUCCUUGCCUUUACCUGACAUUGUGCAAAUGAAUAACUUCACCCACAAUAGUAAUAGUGCAAACCACCUUUCACUCUCUUCCUCCUCACUACCUGCUAUUGGAAAAUCAUCAGAUAACUUGGCUUCUAUUUAUACUUCUGACGGUCAAAGCACCACCACCGAUAACAAUAACAACCAAUUAUCUCCCAUGUCAGCAACCGCACUUCUUCAGAAAGCAGCUCAGAUGGGUUCCACAAGAUCAACCACCACUCCUUCCAUUUUCAGUGCUACUUUUGGGGUAAUGACCUCAUCAUCAUCUAAUAAUUCAAACCAUGCUCAUGCUGGGGAUUUUGCUUCAACUAGUAGCUUCACCUCAUUCACGCAUUCUUCCAACACUUAUGAUCAGCUAGUUAUGCAAACUGCAGCACAAAAUAGUACCACGGAUCCUGCGGGGAACUUGAAGCUCCCUCAUCAUGCCGGUUCAAACUCAGCGUCGAUGGAACAUAACUUGACGAGAGAUUUUCUCGGGGUCAGCGGUGCUGGUGAAGGACCCGCUGGCCUUCAUCAGUUCCUACCACAAGAGCUUGCAAAGUUUGCUUCUUCCAUGGGGCUCACCCAAUUCACUACCAAUUAGUGAAUUGUUUUUUAUUUUGCGGCAACUAUCAUCAAUUUCAUGUUAUAUCAUGGUUAGAAAUGUUUCUUCUGAUCUUCAACAUGUAGAAUAUGUGGACAUAAGAGUAAGGUGAAUAUAAGUAAGAUACAAAGUUUUAGUCCUACAGUUCUAUAUCUUCAUUUUAAAAUGCUUUGUAACAUUUUCUCUACUAGUUUAUUUAUAUAUAUUAUUCCA
Messenger RNA from Arachis duranensis, 1434 nucleotides. RefSeq names its product zinc finger protein JACKDAW-like. Gene Ontology annotation, molecular function: DNA-binding transcription factor activity. The coding region runs from base 1 to 1221 and encodes 406 amino acids. The record is from RefSeq and is a predicted model, not a curated record. The transcript has a single exon. Lineage: Eukaryota; Viridiplantae; Streptophyta; Magnoliopsida; Fabales; Fabaceae. Gene Ontology annotation, cellular component: nucleus.